Scheffersomyces coipomensis is the source of this 648-nucleotide messenger RNA. RefSeq names its product Ran GTPase (gene GSP1). The transcript has a single exon. The record is from RefSeq and is a predicted model, not a curated record. Gene Ontology annotation, molecular function: GTP binding; GTPase activity. NCBI's taxonomy places the organism in Eukaryota, Fungi, Ascomycota, Pichiomycetes, Serinales, Debaryomycetaceae. Bases 1 to 648 code for a protein of 215 amino acids. Gene Ontology annotation, cellular component: nucleus; cytoplasm. Gene Ontology annotation, biological process: ribosomal subunit export from nucleus; protein import into nucleus.
AUGGCUACUCAAGAAGUUCCAACUUUUAAAUUAGUUUUAGUCGGUGAUGGUGGUACUGGUAAAACCACAUUUGUUAAAAGACAUUUAACUGGUGAAUUUGAAAAGAAAUAUAUUGCUACUUUAGGAGUUGAAGUUCAUCCAUUAGGUUUCCAUACUAAUUUUGGGGAAUUGAAAUUCGAUGUUUGGGAUACUGCUGGUCAAGAAAAAUUUGGUGGUUUAAGAGAUGGUUAUUAUAUUAAUGGUAAAUGUGGUAUCAUUAUGUUUGAUGUUACUUCAAGAAUUACUUAUAAAAAUGUUCCAAAUUGGCAUAGAGAUUUAGUUAGAGUUUGUGAAAACAUUCCAAUUGUUUUAUGUGGUAAUAAAGUUGAUGUUAAAGAACGUAAAGUUAAAGCUAAAACUAUUACUUUCCAUAGAAAGAAGAAUUUACAAUAUUAUGAUAUCUCUGCUAAAUCAAAUUAUAAUUUUGAAAAACCUUUCCUUUGGUUAGCAAGAAAAUUAGUUGGUAAUCCUCAAUUAGAAUUCGUUGCUUCUCCAGCUUUAGCUCCACCAGAAGUUCAAGUUGAUGCUGAUUUAAUGCAAAAAUAUCAACAAGAAAUGGAACAAGCUACUGCUUUACCAUUACCAGAUGAAGAUGAUGCUGAUUUAUAA